CCGCGAGAGAGCUCGUUGAGUAUCAACCCUAGAGGUCGCGAUAGUUUUUACAGUUAUAUUCCAAUAUUUUUUUAAGAUUUUCAAACAAAACAUGGCCAAAAAGCCAGGGACAACUCAGGCUCUCCACAAAGUCAUAAUGGUUGGCAGUGGAGGCGUGGGAAAGUCAGCCUUAACACUUCAAUUUAUGUACGAUGAGUUCGUGGAGGACUACGAGCCGACGAAGGCCGAUUCAUACAGGAAGAAAGUUGUCCUUGACGGUGAGGAAGUACAAAUUGAUAUACUGGAUACUGCUGGACAAGAGGACUACGCUGCUAUAAGGGAUAAUUACUUUCGAAGUGGAGAGGGCUUUCUCUGCGUUUUCUCCAUCACCGAGGAUGACAGUUUUCAAGCGACUCAAGAGUUUAGGGAACAAAUUCUAAGAGUGAAAAACGAUGAAAACAUUCCCUUUUUAUUAGUCGGUAACAAGAGUGAUCUCCAGGAGAAGCGAAAAGUCAGUCUAGCAGAGGCUCAAGCCAGAUCUCAACAGUGGGGUGUACCUUACGUCGAAACAAGUGCAAAGACUAAAGAGAAUGUGGACAAGGUAUUCUUUGAUUUAAUUCGAUCAAUCGCAACGCGCAAAGCGCGAGAGAAUCAAAUUGAGGGAGCCGAACGUAAGAAUAACAAACGUUGUUGCAUUCUCCUCUAACAACACCCGGAAUAAGCUUUUAUUAUCGUUUCAGACAAAGUACGUUAAAUAUAAUUACAUAUACAUACAUAUAAAUAUAUAUUUUUUUCAUAUUAUUUAAAGAAAAAAAAGAACAUUGACGAAACAUCCUCAUCCUAUUCAAUUAUGUAUGUAUGCGACAUGAAUGAAUGUGAAAGAAUGAGUGAAUGUGUCCACUCGAAUGUGCUUGUAAACAGGUAUUUGCAAUAAUUUACAGUGAGAGUUGAUCCUCAUCUCCAAACAUACGCGAGGGACCUAUCGAAAGAUUCAAGAUUUGAUAUUCAAAAUUCAAUCGUUUAACGAUGUACUUCAUUAUUUUUUUGUAACAUUUGCUAUUGAAGACUUCACGUGCGGUGGAUUAAUUGAAUUACGUUCGAAAAAAUUUAUCGAAAAACCUAGAGAAUUCUGUAGGAUUUCUGUUGAACUUUCUGUUAGUUUUUGGAGGAUUCUACAAAGAAAUCCCUUUUUUUCUAGUGUUUCUUCAAUAGAAAUGUUCAAUGGAAAAUAUUCCACAAACAAAAUUAAUACAAUUAAGUUUUCCUUCGGCUCAAUUUUUGUCAAUUUUUUGUUUACGAUUUUUAAAAAGGAAAAGAAAAAUAUAGUGAAAAUAACUAGAAAAUUCGAAAAAAAAUUAAAAAAUGCGCUGUGAAGAAAAACUACUAGAAUUUUCAGUGGAAAUUCGACAGAAUUUUCUAUCAAUUUCGCCAGGUUUUUUUGUAAAUAUUUUUCGCGCGUGAUCUGUGGAGAAGUGAGAGAACAAAAUGAAUACAAAGCAGUCGACAUUUAUGUACCUAUUAUCACCAAGCGUUAUCCGUAAAUUUGCCUUUUCGUGUAAUCGAAGGAAACACUUCGCAAAUACUCACUUUUUCGUUGUAAAGCUUGUGAACCUAGCUAACUUCUCAUUUUUGUAUAUAUUUUGUAUGUCUUUAAUACACAGUUAAAUAAAUAAAUGGUCACAACAA
Molecule: messenger RNA, 1665 nt
Organism: Diachasma alloeum
Lineage: Eukaryota; Metazoa; Arthropoda; Insecta; Hymenoptera; Braconidae
Gene: Rala
Product: ras-related protein Ral-a
Exons: 5
Coding region: 92-685 (197 amino acids)
Biological process (GO): Ras protein signal transduction
Cellular component (GO): plasma membrane
Molecular function (GO): GTP binding; GTPase activity; GDP binding
Source: RefSeq, a predicted model, not a curated record